Messenger RNA from Fundulus heteroclitus (mummichog), 1464 nucleotides. RefSeq names its product olfactory receptor 146-like. The transcript has a single exon. The coding region runs from base 310 to 1251 and encodes 313 amino acids. Gene Ontology annotation, cellular component: membrane. Gene Ontology annotation, molecular function: olfactory receptor activity; G protein-coupled receptor activity. The record is from RefSeq and is a predicted model, not a curated record. Gene Ontology annotation, biological process: G protein-coupled receptor signaling pathway. NCBI's taxonomy places the organism in Eukaryota, Metazoa, Chordata, Actinopteri, Cyprinodontiformes, Fundulidae.
UGUUCUGGGCAGGUCCAUGGACACCUCGAUGUUAGGACCUCCCCUUUGCCCCAUCACUUGAACCCAUGCCUCUAUAAAAACAAGAAAGAUAUAGCAAAUCACAACAAUGUCAGACAGCUGAAAUGUAACAAGUUAGGAAUUAUAGACAGAUAUUUUCUGAAGACAUUGAAAUAUUACGUUUCUCAUUAACUUUGAGCAGGUGUGCAGUUUUCUGGUGAAGAUCCAUUCAUACAUUUUUUAAACAGGAGCAUUUAUUGCUGCCUAUCACUGUUUUGUAAAAGGGCUCUUUUAACGUUAUUUUACAGCUUGAUGGAGAACUACAGUUUGAACAGCUUCAUGCUGCAGAUUGAAGGGUUAAAUGUUGAAGAGACUUCUGUGUUCCCUGUAUUCUUCUUAUUACUUUUCUCCUAUCUGUAUAUUAUGAUAGCCAACAUUGGGAUUGUGGUUCUCAUCAUCAUCGAUAGAAGCCUCCAUCAGCCCAUGUAUUUGCUGUUUUGCAACCUGCCUUUUAAUGAUAUUCUUGGAAACUGUGUCAUGUUGCCUCGUGUGCUGAUGGAUAUUCUUCAGCUUCCCUCUGAGCGUCUCAUCAGUUACUAUGAAUGCGUUGUUCAGGCUUUCUUUUCACACAUUUUUGGCACCGCUUCCCACACCGUGCUCAUGAUCAUGGCCUUUGACCGAUACGUGGCCAUCUGUAAUCCUCUGCGUUAUUCUGCAAUAAUGACCAACAGAAUGGUGCUGAAGCUGACCGUCUCUGCCUGGGGGGUGGCCUUUGUUCUGGUCGGGAUUCUGCUGGGUCUGACCGUACGGCUGAAUAGAUGUAGGAGUCUGAUCACGAAUCCUUUCUGUGACAACGCCUCACUGUUCAAGCUGUCCUGUGAGAGCGUGGUCAUUAAUAACAUCUACGGCCUGACCUUCACCGUGGUUCUGUUAACAGCCUCUAUAGGAAGCAUCGUCCUCACCUACACUAAGAUCACUGUUGUCUGUCUAACCAGCAGGAACAAGUCUCUGAACAGCAAAGCCCUGAAGACCUGCAGCACCCACCUCUUUGUCUACAUGAUCAUGUUUGUUUUUGGGAAAGUGAACAUUGUGUUGCACCGCUUCCCUGAGUACUCAGACUACAGAAAAAUGUGUGUGGUUCUGUUUCAUAUCAUUCCUGGCAGCCUGAACCCCAUCAUUUAUGGAGUUCAGUCCAAAGAGAUGAAAAGGUUUCUGUCGAAGCUGUUCUGCUCCAGAAAGGUUCUGUCAUCAUAACGAUAUAUUAGAUUUUCUUAUGCUUAUGUGUUAAAAACAGUUUUGUUGGAUUGUCUUUGUUAUAUUUGAUAUAAUUUUUCAAUUUCUGAAAUGACAAAUUCAUUUAAAAGCAAUCCCUGCUGAUAAUUAAAUGUAUAACCUUAUAAACCUUGUAAAACUUUAAUGAGUGUGAAUCUUUUUGUUAGAAGCACUUAAUAACUAUGACUGCCUGUG